AUGACUCAUGAUGCCGAGCUUAAGCAUUCUAAUGAUGGUGCAUUGGUAGGAAGCUUUGUUGAAGUUGAAGAGAUGUCUCAUCUUGGACAAGGACAAGAUGAUGAAGUUACUCAAAAUCCUUGUAAAGAUGGAUCAAGUGUAGUGGUCGAAGCAGAUGAGCCGUAUGUGGGUCAGGAAUUUGAUACAGAAAUAACUGCACAAGCAUUUUAUAAUGCCUAUGGCAUGCGUGUGGGUUUCAUGACUCGUAUGAACUACCUGGCUCGAUCCAAACAUGAUGGAACCAUCAUUGGCCGGACUUUUGUAUGCAACAAGGAGGGUUACCGGAAGCCUGAUAGGCGAGAUAAGACUACCAUAAAGCCUCGGGCUCCCACUAGGGAGCACACUCAUGCAUUGACUGCCACUGCCAACAAAGGUCAAAAAGGAUUGAUUGCUGAUCAAGUACCGGAUGAUAAGAGAAAGAUUGAAGAAUUAACUCGCGAGCUGUUCCUUGAGAGAAAGCGGUCUGCUUCACUUAGAGAAAUAGUUGAUCUUCUAUUUGAUCACAUUGAGGAACAUACGCAAGACCUGUCAAAGAAAGUUCAGUAUGUUGUCGACAAGGUAAGGGAGAUUGAAUCGGAAGGGAAAAAGCGCUAUAACCUCAGAUAG
Molecule: messenger RNA, 645 nt
Organism: Prunus armeniaca (apricot)
Lineage: Eukaryota; Viridiplantae; Streptophyta; Magnoliopsida; Rosales; Rosaceae
Source: the annotation of a GenBank genome assembly